Coccidioides immitis RS is the source of this 1803-nucleotide messenger RNA. RefSeq names its product transcriptional co-activator. The transcript has 4 exons. NCBI's taxonomy places the organism in Eukaryota, Fungi, Ascomycota, Eurotiomycetes, Onygenales, Onygenaceae. Gene Ontology annotation, molecular function: transcription coactivator activity. Gene Ontology annotation, biological process: regulation of transcription by RNA polymerase II. The coding region runs from base 169 to 1434 and encodes 421 amino acids. Gene Ontology annotation, cellular component: SAGA complex. The record is from RefSeq and is a predicted model, not a curated record.
AUCAGAACUCCAUCGCCACUCAUCGAAAUUCAUCCUCAACUCAUGAUAAUCUAUCAUUCCAUUUACCAUCCAAGGGAUCUAUUGGCUUCUUCUAUUGUAAAUGAGGGUGUAGUUCAGUGAUUUCUGGCCUCGCGCAGCCCAGGCGCCGCUGCCUUCUCCUCUUUGGCAAUGCAGAUCAAUCCAGCUGCGCUGACGGGGUCAGACUCUGCCUCAGCGUCAGUCCCAUCGGCAAAACCGCCCAGUUCUUCGCAAGCGACUACCCAAAAGACUACAAAAGCGCUGAUAUCCGUCCCCCGUCUCGAUUUUGAGCCUAUAUAUACGGACCUGAAGUUAGCAGUAGGAGACCAUUGGGUCGAGUACAAGCAGGCCAUAACUCUCUUCUUACUAGGGCACUUAAACCAACAUGAGUUCUCGAGACGUGUUGACCACUUCCUGUGCGCUGAUGCCAAGCUGGAGCAUUUGCACAAUAACUUCAUAUGCUCGAUAAUCGGGAAUCUCACAAGGGACCUUCCUGAUCAUGGAGUUGCAAGUUGGGUUUCUGCAAAUGACAAACCGACGGUGGUCUCGAAACCCGCGUCGGGUGAUGCCGCUGAACAGCGACUUAAAACGGAGGUUAUGCAGCUGCAGCCCAAGGAUAGGAGGAGAUUAAAAGCCAUACCGGAACCGGAUCCCCACUCGAUACCUAACCCACUCGAGGAAUACCACCUUGCGAAGCAGAUACGUAUAGUGGAUCAAGUCCCUUCCAGUGCAGGAGGCCUGAAUACGCCAAACUGGGAGCUUGAAAUCCGAAAACGAUAUGCCCAGCCACUUGCUUCUGAAAUAGGCGAAUUCCCAGACGCUGAGUCUAUCCACGCGCGCAUGGUGCCAAUAUGCUAUGAAGAGUCCAUAACAAACGGGGCUUCGUUUCCCUGUGCAGUUUUCAUGUCCAUCGCGACUGAAAACUUUGUCAAGGAAUUCCUUUCGCACGUGUUUGCGCGAACAAGAUCGAAUGGACCAUCAGGAACCAUCAACGGCACAAUGACGAGAAGAUACCGCCAGCAGCUGGAGAAGGAAGAACUUGCCUUUGCUCGCGGAGAGUUAGUAAAGAAUACUGCCAAUGGCCUAUUACCCGUUGAAGCGAAAGAAGCUAGCACAAGGAAGCCCCUUGGUGUCCAAGAUUUGAAGUUUACACUGGGACUUGGAGGUGACUUAUUGGGCCACAUGCCGCUCAUUGUCAGCCAAAUCAUGGACGGUUACCUAGAAGGAGAGCUUGAGGCAGAACGUGACGAUUACAUCGUGGAAAUCGAGGAUGAAGAUCACGAAGUACCAGAAGACAUGUUUGAUAUAGACGAGAUGGAGAUCGAUGAUGCCGGCUGGGACUGGCAAGGCGCGACUCCUGCGGACCGAGAUCAGCUGAAUUCCGUCCUUGAUGAAUGCCUUAGCAUGGCAGCCUGAAUACCUGAUUGCCCCCUUUUUUCUCGUAUGUUUGGACUUUCAAAAUCGGUGUUGGUAAACGAUGCAUGCUGCUGGCGUAUACUGGAUGGUGGUCUCUUAUUUUUCCACAGCUUUUGCUUACAAUAUUCCCUUGGGUUGGGUUUGGGCCUGGAGUUUUCAACGAAGGGGGUUCUUAUCACUUUGCGACCUUAAUUCAGCGUGCACUCAAGGUGAAUUUUAGUGGAUUUUUUUCUUUUCUUGUAUCAUAUACUCUUACCCGGAUUCGAGGUAUUAUUUUUAUUGGAGCUUUCUUUAGAGCAGAUCCGAUUUAUCAUUCCAAUAACCACUGGAGUGUUAUGUUAUUGUUAAAUAAGAGUUAAUUUAUGAUGA